This is a messenger RNA of Medicago truncatula (barrel medic), 1391 nucleotides long. RefSeq names its product thymidylate kinase. Lineage: Eukaryota; Viridiplantae; Streptophyta; Magnoliopsida; Fabales; Fabaceae. The transcript is spliced from 7 exons. Bases 214 to 1005 code for a protein of 263 amino acids. Gene Ontology annotation, biological process: dTTP biosynthetic process; dUDP biosynthetic process; dTDP biosynthetic process. Gene Ontology annotation, molecular function: dTMP kinase activity; nucleoside diphosphate kinase activity; ATP binding. The record is from RefSeq and is a predicted model, not a curated record. Gene Ontology annotation, cellular component: nucleus; cytoplasm; mitochondrion.
UUUUCAGUCCCGCGCUAUAUGUCGCGCCGGUGUUCGAAGAAAACUCUCGAAAUGAGAAAUUGAACUAACUUUCCCAAAUUUUCACUUUCUUUCAUUCUCUCUCGCGCCCCUGCUCUCUUUGUACGCCGCCGUCCUUUAUCUUCACCGCCCCUCAACAGGAGGCCCCAGAAAACGGAUUGCUGGCUCCAGAUCUAUGAUCCGUAUUUUUAGGAUAUGAUCUAUGGCACUUGCAUCACAGCUUUGAAGUCAUUGAGUUUCAGAGCACUAGUUUUGCCAAACUCAUUGAAUUUUCAAGUGAAGUUGUCCUCCAAGUGUAGUCCUCGGCGGAUAAGAAUGGAAGCUGGUAACCUUAGUUGUAGCAUAGAGGGUAACAAGAAGGAGUCUAGAGGUGCCCUUAUUGUGCUAGAAGGUUUGGAUCGUUCUGGGAAAUCUUCGCAGUGUAGCAGACUAGUGUCCUACUUGGAGGGAGAAGGGCUCUCUGCCGAACUAUGGAGAUUUCCUGAUAGAACUACGAAUGUUGGGCAAAUGAUAUCUGCUUAUCUUACAAACGCAUCACAGUUGGAUGAUCAUACUAUUCACCUUCUUUUUAGUGCUAAUCGUUGGGAAAAGAGGUCAUUGAUGGAAACAAAAUUGAAAAGUGGUACAACCCUUAUUGUUGACCGUUAUUCUUAUUCUGGGGUGGCUUUCUCCUCUGCCAAGGGACUGGACAUUGACUGGUGUAAGUCCCCAGAAAACGGAUUGCUGGCUCCAGAUCUAGUAGCAUACCUUGACAUAUCACCAGAUAAAGCUGCAGAAAGAGGAGGGUAUGGUGAUGAGAGAUAUGAAAAGUUGGAAUUCCAGCAGAAAGUUGCCGAACAUUACAAAGUUCUUCACGAUGCCUCAUGGAAGAUUGUAGACGCUUGCCAACCCAUAGAAGACGUGGAGAAACAGUUGCAAGAGAUUGCACUUGCUUGUGUCAAACAAUGCCAACAGGGGAAGCCCCUCUCCUCCUUGUGGUCGACAUAGACAUGCACUAUUGAAAGAGAUGACAUGUAUGAACAAAUAUGCCAUAUAAAUUAUGUACACCGAACCUCAUUUAUGAAUAAUUCCGGUUGAUUCACAUUCACUCCCACAUAACAAUGUCAAAUUUGUUUGCCAAGUAAUUUGAAGACGGCUUGGAGACUUUUUAAUAUGCUCAAGUUGAAAGGAAUGUACAGUUCCUGAUUCAACAAUUAUCACAACUUUCUCUACCCGGACGAGGUCCAAGUUUUAUUGUGCCUAAAUUUUACCAAGACUAGCAUUUGGCCUGCUUCAAGAGUGUUUCAUGUAUGUGUUACCACAAAAUAUAUUACGAGAAAAAGUCGAAUUGGUCCAAAGAUUUUUAUUAAUCGAUAAACUGCUACCCUUGUUUA